CUUUCAUUUAUUCUAUUUUGUUUUAUUUUCUUUUAAUUCUCGGUAUUAUUACUAUAAAAUGGGUCUCUCUGAUGAAGUUAAAUCAAUGAAUUUUUCACUUUAUGGUCAAUGGCUUGGUGUCGUUUCCAUUAUUUUACUAAUUAUACUUGGUAUUGUUGGAUUUUUGGGACAUGUUGUAUUUAGUAUUAUUGGAUGGAUUAUCGCUGUCAUUUUAAUAUUUAUUGAAAUACCACUUUUGACAAGAUGCUGUCCUACUGGUCCUAAAUUUGAUUCAUUCAUUGCAUACUUUGAAAAUGCUUGGUUCCGUGCCAUCUUAUACCUUAUUUUUGCUAUUGUCAUGUUCCUUUCAAGACUUAUUCAUACUAGUAGCUUAAUUGCUUGUGGUGUCUUACUUCUUCUCGCUGCUCUUUCUUAUGCUGGUGCUGCAAUUAAGGGUCAACCAUUUGCUAGUUCAAGUGUAUUUGGUGGUACUGGUGUAGAUAAUGUAGUUUGAAUAAUAAGAAUAUAAAUGUCCUACUAGAUUUAUAAUCAAACAUUAAUAAAAAAAAA
Molecule: messenger RNA, 549 nt
Organism: Cokeromyces recurvatus
Lineage: Eukaryota; Fungi; Mucoromycota; Mucoromycetes; Mucorales; Mucoraceae
Exons: 8
Coding region: 59-493 (144 amino acids)
Biological process (GO): vesicle-mediated transport
Cellular component (GO): Golgi membrane
Source: RefSeq, a predicted model, not a curated record